CCGAAUAUGAAUUUGUCCGGAGAUUCUUAUUAAUAUUAAGCUUUAAGCAUUAAUCUGGAAUACGUAACAAAUGUUGCCGGAAUCCUAGCAACGGCUCUAGUAAACCUGCGGGCAAAUGACGUAGAGGUUGCCUGUGGAAACGAGUAGUUUAUGGCAACGAGCGCUUUCACCAUUCAAGCUCUAAUGGCAGAGAAAGAAUCAGUAAACAAGGAUGAACCUACUUUUCCAUGUAAAAUUUGCAGUCGAAAAUUCAUCCGCUCGAGUUUGGUGAAACACGAGCCUGUUUGUAAGAAAAUCACCAAGCUACACAGGAAACCCUUCGAUUCCGGCAAGCAAAGAGCAACAGGUAGUGAUAUCACGUAUGCCGAUGUAGCUCGAGCAGCAAAGGAACGCGAGAAGCUAGGUGGUGUGUAUCCACGACCGACAACAAACUGGAAGGAAAGGCACGAGACGUUUAUUGAUGCUGUUUCUUCAUCGAAAAAGGUGGAUUAUGCAAUAAAAACGGGUGCUCCACUACCGCCACCUCCAAGAACUGCAGUGCCCAGUGAUUACCUACAGUGCAACUACUGCGGUCGAAAUUUCAGUGAGAAGGCAGCUGAACGCCAUAUACCGUUUUGCAAGGAGCAAAAUGCAAGAAAACCUACAAAUUACUCUGCAAAGUCAGUGUCCAGUUACCGCAAAUCAUCUGCAAAGAGCGAGGCCGGAAACGAAAUCCCCUUCAAUUCAUCACAAAGAAGAUCACAAGAUGAGCAACAUUCAUCGCAGAGAACAGAGUCACGUGCUAAGUCAAUGGAGACGAGGCACUCUUCCCGAACUCUCCGUUCUUCAUCCAGGAAUGCUUCACAAUCUGCGGGCGCACGUCAGCAGGAAAAUACCAAGGCAUUCAGCCCAAAACGAAGUUCUUCUGCGCCGAGGACACCGGCUUCACGUCUAAAAACGCCGACGCCAGUUGCAUCGCGAAUGAGGGUGAAGGAUUAGUUUUGCAUGAUUUUAUACCAUAUCUCCUUUUUGAAUUGAACACAGUUUUAGUUGUGAUAAAAUUUG
Molecule: messenger RNA, 1044 nt
Organism: Cylicocyclus nassatus
Lineage: Eukaryota; Metazoa; Nematoda; Chromadorea; Rhabditida; Strongylidae
Source: the annotation of a GenBank genome assembly